GUGUGUGUGAAUUGUUUUGCCUUUUUGUUCGUCGUUCUUCUGCGGUUUUGGUUUGGUGUGUCCACUGAAUGGGUCAAGCGCUGAGCGCCUGUUUCGGGCGUACGCUGAUCAUUCACGAUGUGAAAACAUGCUCCAAUCCAGAUUGUGAUCCGGAUCUGAAGCCUUCGUCGGCGCGUGAGCUAGAGUGUUUGAUCGAUCGCCUGGAGCGUAUUGUGGAUCGGCUAGAGCGUACGGUUUCGGCGCGAGAGUUGGAAGAAACUCGGCGUAUUCUGAAAGACGCUUGUGUGGUGGGCAAGGCGGCAAUCCAGACCAACGACGGCAGGGCGGCGAACACGGUCACUCGCAGGGCAGUUGUGAACCGGAAUGCAUUUUUGACGAAAGAACCCUCCGAACAGCGCGACCUACCGACGGUUCUUCCCUCGACACCACCACCUUCGGCGUCGUUCUUGCACCAGCAGAUCGACAGUCUCGAGAGUAGCCUCUUCCCCGCGUUUACCGAUCGGCUGCCGGCACACGGGAGCAGCAGCGCCACCGCCGCCACCACCACCACCGAACUAUCCACUGUAAUACAUACUCACUCAUCCGCUUUUUUAAACCAUACUAAUCCUUUGACCGCUCAAGAGCAACGAGACAACGCAGUAUUAUCGUUCGCCACGCAGAACAGUGCCGUAGUAGUGCCGGCGGACCCAGUAUCGAGAACGAUGAGUAUUAACGCGUACGAAGAUAUUGUGCUCGGCUCGUUCGCCAGCUUCCUGACGCUGGCCAACAAAAUCGGCGGCGAUGUCGCCACGCAGGCCCAGUUCGUGAAGGAAGCGUUCGACGUCCAGUUGACGUUCCUGAAGGUGGCCGCGGCCUCGAGUGCGCCGUCGUCGAACGCCGAUUUGCAAAGUUUACUGAAACCUACCUCGGACAAGAUUGCGACCAUCCAAAGUUUCCGCGAGAAGCACCGUACCUCACCGUUCUUCAACCAUCUGUCCGCGAUCAGCGAAAGUAUUCCCGCGCUGGGAUGGGUCUGUGUGGCCCCAACUCCCGGUCCGUAUGUGAAGGAGAUGAACGAUGCCGGCCAGUUCUACACCAACCGGGUGCUGAAGGACUGGAAGGAAAAGGAUGCGACACACGUGGAGUGGGCUCGGGCCUGGAUCCAGACCCUCACGGAACUGCAACAGUUCAUCAAGCAACACCACACGACCGGGCUGGUGUGGUCGGGCAAGGAUAAACCGGUGGUCGGCGGGUCGGCCGUUCCACCGCCACCACCACCCGGCGGUCUGCCGCCGCCACCACCGAUGAUGCCGCUGGGCGAUAUGUCGGCGGGCGGCGUAGGGGACGACCGUAGCGCCCUGUUUGCCCAAAUCAACCAGGGGGCCGAAAUUACGAAAGGUUUAAAGAAGGUAACGUCCGAAAUGCAAACGCACAAGAAUCCCGGCCUCCGAUCGGGUCCCGCCCCGUACAAGGCCCCCGCGGGCGUUACCAAUGACACCAAGUCGGUGGCGGCUCCGGCAAAGGCGCCGUCCUUUACGCGCGACGGCAAGAAGUGGCUGAUCGAGUACCAGAAGAACAACGCCGAUCUGGUGGUCGAGAACGCCGAGAUGAACAACGUGGUGUACAUGUUCCGGUGCGAGGGCUCGGCGCUGCAGAUCAAGGGCAAAAUCAACAGCGUGGUGAUGGACUCGUGCAAAAAGUGUUCCCUCGUCUUCGACACGAUGGUUUCGUCGGCCGAGUUCGUCAACUGCCAGAGCGUGCAGAUGCAGGUUCUCGGUAAGGUGCCGACGAUCUCCGUCGACAAGACGGACGGUUGCCAGAUGUAUCUAUCGGCGGAUUCGCUCGGCGUCGAGAUUGUCAGCUCGAAGUCGUCCGAAAUGAACGUGAUGAUCCCGAAGGGAGCCACCGGUGAUUACGUCGAGCAACCUAUUCCGGAGCAAUUCAAAACGGUUGUGAAGGGCACCUCGCUGAGCACGACCUGCGUCGAAAGUCUCGGUUAAACGUGCGGUCCGCCAGCGAUCGGCCGUGUCGUGUCGUGUCGUGUCCGUAUGCGCUGUGAGGUUUUGUGCGUGAGUUUUAUUACAAGUUUAAUGGUAAUUUUCGCCGACUACGGACAGGAGGACCAGGGGAGACCACACACAC
Molecule: messenger RNA, 2121 nt
Organism: Anopheles cruzii
Lineage: Eukaryota; Metazoa; Arthropoda; Insecta; Diptera; Culicidae
Gene: capt
Product: adenylyl cyclase-associated protein 2
Exons: 7
Coding region: 69-1979 (636 amino acids)
Biological process (GO): regulation of adenylate cyclase activity; cytoskeleton organization; cell morphogenesis
Cellular component (GO): cytoplasm
Molecular function (GO): adenylate cyclase binding; actin binding
Source: RefSeq, a predicted model, not a curated record